This is a messenger RNA of Anolis sagrei ordinatus, 6584 nucleotides long. Lineage: Eukaryota; Metazoa; Chordata; Lepidosauria; Squamata; Anolidae. The record is from RefSeq and is a predicted model, not a curated record.
GGGUUAAGGGGAAAAAAAAACAGGUCGCCGAUUGCCUAGACAAGCCCGGAACUGGUGCUGUGGUGUGUUUCCUUUUCCUGCCCUCCCCCUUCUUGGUUUGCCAGGCUGGAAACAGCAGCAGAAGGGAGGCAACAACAGAAGCAGCCUUUCCCUCCCCUUCUGCAGGACCUAAACUUGGACCUUUGGGAAAGGUUUGCACGUUUCCAGAGCCUGCAGCUGGAAGACCUGGAAAGUGGAUCAGGGGAAAGAGAUCAGGAGGGGAGCAAGAGUUGGAAAAGGGGGAGAAGGUGCACAGGAAAUAACAGAAAUUGCCAGGCUCAUUAAGCUCAUCAAGCUUUUAGCUCAUUAAAGCCAUGCAGAUCUUUGCUUGGAAUAUGGCACCUCCUCUGUUAGAUUGGUAGGAGACAGUGGCUCUGAACGUGGAUGCUUUUCUUGCCACGGGGUGAAUACAUGGGACUCUUUUUGCCAUCUCAUUGUGCUAUUAAGACACUUUGAGGUUUCUGUGGGGCUUCUUAAGGAAACAUUCCUGACCCCAUUCCUCUCUGCACACUUCCCCAGCGCUGGUGUGAUCACCUCUUCCCUGGCCAUCCAGAAGAACGAGGCUGGAUACAACGUCCCUCUCCCUGGAGAUCAGGCGAAAGCCACUUGGGUGGCAUCCGAGAUGGCGAUGGGAAGAGGGGAAACGACUGUCCUUCACCUUCAGCUCCGGGGUGCUCCAGAACGAGGGUUGCAGCCGCCCCUGAAAACAGAGGAGCGAGACCCAUCUGGGCAUGAAGCGGUGCCACGUUUGCCCCCAGCCGGUUCCAUACAGGACUUUUUGGCCGGGGAAUCACAACAGGUGAAGCAAGAACCAGACGAAGGGCUACAGCAACAGCAGCGGCAACCCCAACCCCCACCCCCAUCACAGCAACACAACUGGGAAUCUCAAAGACAGGAGUUUUCCAAGGCGGUCCAAUAUCCCCAGUCUGGAUGGAGAAACCCACCAAUGCACAAGUCCCUGCCGUGGGACACAAAUUCAUUUCCAUCUUCCUAUGAUGCUCCACUCAAUGCAAGCCAGUGGCCUUCUGGAGGAGGAUGGGUUCCUCAAGACUUCCCAGUCCUCAGCCGAGAUGCCCAAACCACUUACAGCGGGAAGGAGCAAAGGGAGCGAAGGAAUUAUGGGACUGUGAAAGAAGAGGUUCCCAAUGAGGAUGCGGUCACCUCGGAGAUCCGGCGCCAGCGCUUCCGGCACCACCGCUACCAGGAGACUGAGGGGCCCCGGGAAGUCUGCCGGCAGCUCCAAGAACUCUGCCGCCAGUGGCUGCGGCCGGAGCGGCACACCAAAGACCAGAUCUUGGAGGUGCUGAUUCUGGAGCAGUUCCUGACCGUCCUUCCUGUGGAGAUUCAGAACUGGGUCAGGGAACACGAGCCGGAGAGCUGUGCUCAAGCGGUCGCCUUGUCGGAAGAUUUCCUCAUGAGGCAGCGCGAUGCCCUGAGAAAAGAGCAGGCGCUGUGGACGUUCGAUGAGGUAGUGGCGAAUGCACCCUUGGUUCAGCAAAUGCCGUUUCCAGCCAUGACGCAGCAGGUCCAUUUUCCUGCCUUGGGUCUGCCGAUGCAAUACCCACCCAUGACCCAGCAGACCCUGUAUCCUGCGAUCGGCCAGCAAGCCCCAAACCCCAUCAUGUCAGAGAGGAUGCCGUUGCAUGCUGGGGGAACGCUACUCUGUCGGGAACCCAUGCCUGAGGGUGGAAGGAGCCUCAGGCCAUAUGGGCCUAUCCAGGAGUUUCGGAGGCCCCUAACGAAUGCCGAGCGGAUGCGCAACCGGCGGAUGCGCAAUCGGAAGCAGCGCCUGGAGACCAGCAUGCAGCUCGUGGAGUCAGCCUCGCGGGCGCCCUCGAUGCUUCUGGACGCCAUGCGUGGGCUGCACCACCAGGACCUGAAGGCCUUCGACCGGGCCAGGCAGGAGGAAUGGCAGCACCGCAAACAGGAAAGGCGCCAAGACCGAGCCACGUCCCAGUUGAUGGUCACCGCCCUUGAGCGCUCCCACAGUGACCUGGGGCAGUUCUUGGGGAGGCAAACUGAGACCAUGGCAGCCAUCGCGGCAGUGUUUGCCGGCCGGAGGUCUCCCUCGCAGGGAACUCACCAGGGACUCGGCUCUUACCCGGAUCGCAAUAAUCCGCCAGAAUCCAGAGCUCCGCUACAACCUGGCCAUGUGCCUGGUAUGCCUUCAGAGCCCACGUCUGGACCCAUAAUCCCAUGUCCGGUGCCUCCCUUGGCCAUACCUGGUGGUGUUUGCGAUCCCGUUCCUGAACCAUCCCUGACGGAUGGCCCUCAAGAGGAUGCAAAUCCUGACUCCCCAACGCCAUCUACUUCAGAUGCCACUUCACGGACCCUUGACGCAAGACCGAACCGAGGGACAAAAAGAAAGAUGAAAGGACGAGCUGUCGUAGAGGCUUUCCCCACUGUCAAAAUACUUGUAGGCGUUGUCCCCCAAGUGGAUCCUCUGAUGCUUGGUCAGGUAGGGUCUCCACCGGAAGCUCUCCCCGCACUGCAGGCACUUGUAGGGCUUCUCUCCUGUGUGGAUUCUCAGGUGUUCAGUAAGGGUGGAACGGCGGUUGAAGCUCCGACCACACUUGGGGCACUCGUAAGGCUUCUCCCCCGUAUGGAUGCGGAGAUGCGCAUUGAGGUGGGUGCUCUGGAAGAACCGCUUGCCACACGCCAGGCACUCGAACGGCUUCUCCCCCGUGUGGGUCCGGUGAUGCUUCACCAGUUCAAACUUGUACUGGAAGGCUUUGCCGCACUCGUGGCACACGUGCUUCUUUUCAACUUGCACAAUCUUAAGCUGGCUGACAUCAGUCACGUCGUUUCCAUCAGGGAGAGAUGCCGCUUCCGUCUUUAUCGGUUUCUCAAGCGGGGUCUCCACCGGAAGCUCUCUCCGCACUGGAGGCACUUGUACGGUUUCUCCCCCGUGUGGAUUCUCAGGUGUUCGUGGAACCAUCGGUCGCACUCGGGACACAUCAGCUUCUUCCGGCCCACGUGGAACAUGCUGCGCUUCGAAUUGGCUGCUCUCAAGUGCCUUGGCGGUGCAAUUGAUCCCUUGCAAGGGGGCCCUGCAGGCAGAAGAGGAAGAUUUCUACAAUUUUACAAGACUGUCCAAAUUUGGGUCUUGUUCAGAAGGGAAAUGGCUGCCGAGGAAGGUUCGAAAAGGUCCACGCCUGGGCACCCGAGGGUCAAAACGGAAGACCACGACCCCACGGGCCCCAAAAUAGCAGAAGGGGCAGAAAGGGCCAGCAAAUCACCUCGCGUCCUUCAAGUCGGGACCAUCAGGGAGUUCCUCAACUGGGCUGCUCCCCUCCAAGUCAAGGAGGAGCCCGAGGAAGGCUUGCCCGAACGCUGGGAAGCCCAGUGGCAGGAGUUCCUCGCUGCCAUGCAGUCCUCCCAUCUCGGGUGGGGAGGCCCACCGCUGACCGAAGACGUGGUGCCCUGGGGGGACAAUAAGGCCUUCUUUGCCUCCUUCGAACGCCUGGCUGGGACUUGCAAGCUUCCCCGGCAUGAAUGGUUGGCCCGCCUCUUGCCCGUGUUGAGCCGAGAGGCCAAGGAGGCCUACAGCAACCUCAGCGCCCGAGACCGCGGGGAAUACGGCAAGGUCAAGGCGGCCAUCUUGAAAGUGGACGCCAUCCGGAUGGAGACCCAGCGCCAGCGCUUCCGGCAGUUCCGCUUCCACGAGGCCAAGGGGCCCCGGGAGGUGUGCAGCCAGCUGCGGGAGCUGUGCCGCGGGUGGCUCAAGCCAGAGAAGCACACCAAGGAGCAGAUCUUGGACCUCCUUGUCCUGGAGCAGUUCCUGACCCUCUUGCCGCACGAAAUCCAGAGCUGGGUCAGGGAGCACGACCCGGAGACCUGCGCCCAGGCGGUGCCCCUGGCAGAAGCGUUCAUGCUGAAGCGCCGGGAGACAGAGAGGAAGGAAAGACAGACACUGGAAGCCCGGUUUGUGAGCAGGUCUGAGUCGAGAGCGUCUUCCUUUGGUGCCGGGCUGAAGCGGAUCUGCAGAGAGGUGAAGCAAGAAAGCAUAAGAGUUCUGGAUUCAAGUGACUCCGGUAGUGACUAUGGGGAGAAGAAGGCAAUUCGUAGCACAGAGAAUGGUCUGAAAAGUCCUGGCAGAGCUCAGCUGAGUCCAAGGAGCUUCCUCCAGAUCCCUGAGGCGAGGAAAAUGUUCCACCAGAGCCAGGCCCUCAUUAAACACCCGAGGGUCCACACAACCGAGAGCCCCCAUCAGUGUCCGGAUUGUGGCAAGCACUUCACCCAGCGCUCGAGCCUCACUAUCCACCGGAGGAUCCACACUGGGGAGAAGCCUUACCCUUGCCCUCAGUGCGGGAAGUGUUUCCGCCAGAGCUCCAACCUUCUCAAACACCAGAGAAUCCACUCGGGCGAGAAGCCGCACCAGUGUCCCGAGUGCGGGAAGUGUUUUGCGCAGCGCUCGAACCUCCUCAUCCACCAGCGGACCCACACAGGAGAGAUGCCCUACGUGUGCUCCGAAUGCGGGGCUUGUUUCAGCCAACACCGCGGCCUGGUCACUCACCAGCGGAUCCACAUGGAGGAGAUGCCGUACGGCUACGGCUGCCCAGAUUGCGGCAAAUGCUUCCAGCAGAAUUCGGAUCUCACAAAGCACUUGCGCGUCCACACGGGCGAGAAGCCGUACAGCUGCCCCGAAUGUGGCAAAAGCUUCAGCUACAGCUCCAACCUCAGCAAGCACCAAAGGAUUCACACGGGCGAGAAGCCGUACCUCUGCAACGUGUGCGGGAAGAGCUUCAGCCACUUGUCCACCCGCAACACACACCAGAGGGUCCACACGGGGGAGAGGCCCUACGGCUGCACCGAGUGCGGGAAGCGCUUCAUUUCCAGCUCCAAGCUCACAAGACACAUGCGGACUCACUCGAUCUACACCCCGUACAUCUGCAACGAAUGCGGGAGGAGCUUCAGUACCCACUCCAUGCUGACGGCGCAUCAGAGGAUCCACUCGGCUGAGGGCUACGAGGUGGGCGAUUCGUGGGAAGUGGCCGAACAGGGUCCGAGCAGCCACUUGGGCAGGUUGUCGCCGCUGUGAUGGACGCCUGUUCCGUUCCUUAUUGAUUUAGUCUGUCCCGGUCGUAUAUAGGUCCCUUGUGAUACUUAGAGGAAGGGUGCCAGGUCCCGAAAGUCUUGGAAACUGGAGGCCUGAAGUGUGCAGGCAGGAGGAUGAGAAGAAGGAAGGAUGGGAUAGGAUUAGUUUGGUGGUUUUGGAAAAUAGAGGUAGGCUGGGGAAACAAAAAUAAUAGGGUAGUGAGAGGGAUGGAAUCAAGGUUUCAGGCUUGUAUCGCCAGUUAGUUUUAGAAGGCAAAACCUAGUGCAGAAUAGAGGUAUUUUAUCACAAGCAGGCCUCAAGACCAGCUCUUUGUAGUAAUGCAUGUCCCACUGAAAUUUAGCACUGUGAGAACUAAAUAGAGCCUCCAGAUUCAGUAGCAGUAUACCUCUGACUACCAGUAGCUUGACAAUAAGCAGCAGGUGAAGGCAAUGGCCAAUCUCUGAGCUAGCUUUCUGGAGGCAGGACAGUAAAGAAGGAACAGCACUCAAAAACAGGGGAAUUCCAGACAAGAAACAAUCAGGGCCAGCUAAUCACCUCAACAAAAUCUGGCUGCCACUAUUUUUAAAAACUAAAAUCAGAACAGUAAAUAAAAAGCAACUCUCAAAAAACAGGAAUUCCAGACAAGAAUCAAUCAGGGCCAGCUAAUCACCUCAACAAAAUCUGGCUACCAAUAUUUUAAAAAAACUAAAAUCAAAACAGUAAAUAAAAAGCAACACGCAAAAAACAGGAAUUCCAGUCAAGAAUCAAUCAGGGCCAGCUAAUCACCUCAACAGGAAUUCCAGACAAGAAUCAGUUAGGACUAACUAAUCACCUCAACAAAAUCUGGCUACCAGUAUUUUAAAAAACUCUAAAAUCAGAACAGUAAAUAAAGAGCAACACCCAAAAAACAGGAAUUCCAGACAAGAAUCAAUCAGGGCCAGCUAAUCACCUCAACAAAAUCUGGCUACCAGUAUUUAAAAAAACCUCUAAAAUCAGAACAGUAAAUAAAAAGCAACGCCCCAAAAAACGGGAACUCCAGACAAGAACCAAUCAAGGCCAUCUAAUCACCUCAACAAAAUCUGGCUACCAAUAUUUAAAAACAGGAAAUAAACCAGAACAGUAAAUAAAAAGAAACACCAAAAAAACAGGAAUUCCAGACAAGAAUCAAUCAGAGCCAGCUAAUCACCUCCUAACAAAGGAUUCCCCCAGGCAGGAUACAGCCAAGCCUUGAAGCUGCAAGGCUGCAAGGCUAUUCAGUGCUAAUUAAGGUGAUCAAUUGCAACAUUCACACUUACUUCAAACAGUUCUUUCUCCCACCCUGGACAUUCGACAGAUAUAUAAACAUCCCUUGUCCUAGUUUCCAACAGACCUCACAACCUCUGAGGAUGCCUGCCAUAGAUGUGGGCAAAACGUCAGGAGAGAAUACUUCUAGAACAUUUUCAUACAGCCUGGAAAACUCACAGCAAUAAAUAAGGAGGAAACCAUGAAAAUGAAUGAAAUCUGGCUA